Messenger RNA from Fusarium venenatum, 1122 nucleotides. Lineage: Eukaryota; Fungi; Ascomycota; Sordariomycetes; Hypocreales; Nectriaceae. The record is from RefSeq and is a predicted model, not a curated record.
AUGCUGUUCAUGCAGAUAUCGAUUGACAUCCUCGAUAUCCGAGGAUGCAAUCCUACGUCUCCUUCUAUUUGUUUUGGAGUAUUUUAUCUUAUCUUGAUAGAGCUUGUCUCACGUGACACUCUCAACGUGACAACGGUGGGGACUGCUGACAUCCUGGCUGGAAGGUGUCUUAUUUCAUCACCCGAGGGCAUGAUAUGGCAGUGCAAAUGCACAACAUGGCGGGAUGACGUCGAAUCUUGUUUCGACAUUGACACAUGGACUCUGGACUUGGUGGGGUCUCCUCUGACAGCGCUUCAAGACAAUCCGCUACGCAGCUAUACAGCAUGCGUGGAGAUCUACUCAGGUCGUCGUCUAUCCUUCCUACGAGAUAAAGUUGUUGCAUUCGAAGGUAUCAGUGCAGCUUUAGAAAGACGACUUGAAUCUUCUUUCAAAUAUUCUAUGCCCCUUCGUUAUCUUGACUGGGCACUUCUGUGGGUUGAAAGAGACGCACUAGUGGGCAACGAGUUCCAACAAAGAUAUGACAAACAGAAGCGGACAGAAUUUCCAAGCUGGUCAUGGUGUGGUUGGGACCUUCCUGUUCAUUGGCCGAGAUUGUUUCUCGAGGGAACACUAUUCAACCUUCGCGACUGGUUCGCUAGUCGUGCUGCAGGGUGUCAUUUUAGAUCACAGGUCACUGUUGACGAAGUGACUGAACCCAUGGAUCAUCGGUCCUAUCCGUGCCUUGAGGGCAAUUUGCUAUUUCAAACCUUUACGGGCCACUUCUCGCUUUCCCGCAAGACGAUGUCUGGGCCAGUCGUAAACACCAGUCAAGAAACCCAUCUCCGCCAAUUUGGUAUUGCGGAUAGUUUUGGUGACUGGUGUGGAACUAUUACCCUUGAUAAGAGCUGGUAUAACCAGGUUGGCGGCAUUUUCGAAUUCGCUGCAAUCUCGGAAGCUAAAGACUUUAGUAUGGAGGAGCUUGAUACGUGGACGUAUUAUGUCUCUGAAGAGAGGCAGCAGGCUGAGUGGUAUUGCUUUUAUGCAUUGAUGAUUCGUUGCGAGGAGACCAAAGGUGGUCCUGUUGCAGAACGAGUUGGACUUGCAAAGAAUUUUCAGUCUUCAUUCUUUUUUUUCGAUCUCUGA